Salvia hispanica is the source of this 1459-nucleotide messenger RNA. RefSeq names its product alpha/beta-Hydrolases superfamily protein. Gene Ontology annotation, biological process: lipid catabolic process. The record is from RefSeq and is a predicted model, not a curated record. Lineage: Eukaryota; Viridiplantae; Streptophyta; Magnoliopsida; Lamiales; Lamiaceae.
CAUCUUACUGUCUUAGUGUACACCGCAGGCCACGACAGCGAGUCAUGGGGCCUCGCCACUCCCGAAGAGUUCGAGCCCGUUCCAAGGCUCUGCCGUUACAUUCUCGCCGUCUACGAGGACGAUCUCCGCCGCCCCCUCUGGGAGCCGCCGAGGGGCUACGGAAUCGACCCCGAUUGCAUAGUUGUCAGGAAGAAUUACGACGAUACGCGCGGCCAAGCGCCUCCCUAUUUUGUAUACCUUGAUCAUCAUCACUCUGAUAUAGUUCUUGCUGUGAGAGGGCUUAAUCUAGCUAAGGAGAGUGAUUAUGCGGUUUUGAUGGAUAAUAAGCUGGGGAAGAGGAAAUUUGAUGGAGGGUAUGUGCACAAUGGGCUGCUCAAGGCGGCUGGCUGUGUUUUGAAUGCUGAGUGUGAUGUUUUGAGGGAUCUUCUGGAGAGGUAUCCGAGUUAUACGCUGACAUUCACGGGGCAUUCGCUAGGGUCUGGUGUGGCGGCGCUGCUGACUGUGGUGGUGGUGCAGAAUCGCCAUCGGUUUGGGGGUGUGGAGAGAUCGAGAGUCAGGUGCUAUGCGAUUGCACCGGCUAGAUGUAUGUCGCUUAAUUUGGCUGUCAGAUAUGCUGAUGUUAUUAACUCUGUUGUUCUUCAGGAUGAUUUUUUGCCUCGGACAGCCACCCCACUGGAAGAUAUAUUCAAGUCGCUUUUCUGUUUGCCGUGCUUGUUGUGCCUAAGAUGCUUGGGAGAUACAUGCAUACCCGAGGACAAAAUGCUAAAAGAUCCAAGAAGGUUGUAUGCACCGGGUCGCCUCUAUCACAUUGUUGAGAGAAAACCUUUCAGGUGUGGAAGAUUUCCUCCAGUUGUGAAGACAGCAGUGCCUGUGGAUGGAAGAUUCGAGCGUAUAGUUCUGUCCUGUAAUGCCACCUCCGAUCACACCAUCAUUUGGAUAGAGAGAGAAGCUGAAAGGGCUCUGGAAUUAAUGCAAGAGAAAGAUGAUGCAUUGGAGAUUCCAGUACGUCAAAGAAUGGAGAGACGGGUGUCAUUAGCCAAGGAUCAUGGUGACGAGUACCAGUCUGCUCUACGCAGAGCUGUUACUUUAGCUGUUCCACAUGCCUUUUCACCGUCUCAAUACGGAACCUUUGAUGAAAGGGAGGAUGAGGAUUCACAGCAAUCAUUAGGAGAUAGUUCGACGGGGUCAUCUUCCCAAAGCAAGAGUCGGGAGAGCUGGGACGAGCUGAUCGAGCGUCUGUUUGAGAGGGACGAGUCUGGUCACAUGCUGCUGAGGAAAUCACUUAUUGGUUAAGUGCUAUAUGUAUGUUAUGAAGGCAUCAUUCUUUUAUUCAAUAUUCUUUGUAUGAUUAUGUAGUCUUUUUUUAUGCGUGUGAAUAUCAGUUUCAACUUUCAAGAAAAUCUAAACUGCUACUCAAAAGUAUCGAAUUUUAAAUACUACUCAUAAUAUAUUCCCUCCA